Messenger RNA from Cyprinodon variegatus (sheepshead minnow), 858 nucleotides. RefSeq names its product chymotrypsin B-like. The record is from RefSeq and is a predicted model, not a curated record. Gene Ontology annotation, molecular function: serine-type endopeptidase activity. NCBI's taxonomy places the organism in Eukaryota, Metazoa, Chordata, Actinopteri, Cyprinodontiformes, Cyprinodontidae. Bases 11 to 805 code for a protein of 264 amino acids. Gene Ontology annotation, biological process: proteolysis. The transcript is spliced from 7 exons.
CUUCCUCACCAUGGCCUUCCUCUGGAUCAUUGCCUGCUUUGCGUUCCUCAGCACCGCCUACGGCUGCGGCGUUCCUGCCAUCCCCCCCCAAGUGACCGGCUAUGCCCGCAUCGUGAACGGCGAGGAGGCCGUACCUCACUCCUGGCCCUGGCAGGUGUCCCUGCAGCAAUCCACCGGCUUCCACUUCUGCGGAGGGUCCCUCAUAAACGAGAACUGGGUGGUGACCGCCGCCCACUGUAACGUCAGGACCUACCACCGGGUCGUCGCUGGAGAGCACAACAAAGGUUCCUCCUCCAGUGAGGAUAUCCAGGUGCUGAAGCCUGCCAAGGUGUUCACUCACCCCAAGUGGAACUCCUACACCAUCAACAAUGAUAUAGCCCUCAUCAAGCUGGCCUCCCCCGCCCGCCUGGGCGCCAACGUGUCCCCUGUCUGCCUCGCUGAGUCCUCUGAUAACUUCGCCCCUGGCUCCACCUGCGUGACCUCUGGAUGGGGUCUCACCCGCUACAAUGCUCCCAGUACUCCCAACAACCUGCAGCAAGCCGCUUUGCCUCUGCUGUCCAACGACGACUGCAAGUCGCACUGGGGCAACAAAAUCUCUGAUGUCAUGAUCUGCGCCGGAGGAGCUGGAGCUACCUCCUGCAUGGGCGACUCUGGUGGUCCUCUGGUCUGUGAGAAGGACGGAGCCUGGACCCUGGUGGGUAUCGUGUCCUGGGGGAGCAGCCGCUGCUCCACCAGCACCCCGGCCGUCUACGCCCGCGUCACUGAGCUGAGAGGAUGGGUGGAUCAGAUCCUCGCCGCCAACUAAAGGCUGAGGGGCUCAUUGAGGUGAUGCUCGCUGAAGGAAGCUAUGCUUCAAUA